Molecule: messenger RNA, 1649 nt
Organism: Gongylonema pulchrum
Lineage: Eukaryota; Metazoa; Nematoda; Chromadorea; Rhabditida; Gongylonematidae
Source: the annotation of a GenBank genome assembly
AUGCACGUAAAAGCGCCCUACGAUGAAAUUAUAAUGAGAAAGAACUGUGUUCAGGCUGCUGCUUCACUAUAUCUGUUGAUGCGGCAGAGUUUCGAAUCGGGUUCGAGCUUUUCAAAAGUGAAAAUGCAAAUUACAAUGUCACUGAGCACACUGGUUUCCACCGGCACACGUUAUGGCGAUUGGAUCAACGAGGAUUGCUUGCGGCGCAGCUUGAAAACAGUGCUGUCAUAUUCUGAAACCGAUGCUUCAACAGAUUCACAGUUACGAGGAACCACAUUUUCGGAACAGGUCAAAGAUCUGGUUUUCAAUCUGCACAUGAUCCUAUCGGAUACGGUAAAAAUGAAAGAAUAUACGAAUGAUUUUGAGAUGCUCAUUGAUCUUAUGUAUCGUGUUGCAAAAGGAUAUCAGAAUAAUCCCGAUCUCAGGUUAACUUGGUUGAUAAAUAUGGCCAAUAAGCAUGCAGCACGUGAUAAUGCAGCAGAAGCAGCACAAUGUAUGCUGCAUGCAGCUGCACUUGCUGCUGAGUAUAUAUCAAUGCGUGAGUAUAAUGCAUAUGUACCAAACGGUGCUGCUGCUUUUGAGCAAAUCAGUGAUAACAUUCUGGAGGAAAGCGCUGUUUCGGAUGAUGUUAUCAGUCGGCAUUUCACGCAAAACGGUCUGGUACAUUUGGUUGAAAAAACAGCUCAGUUCAUGGAGAAAGCUCAGAUGUAUGAGUUGAUGCUGCAGCUUUAUAAGGUUAUAACACCAAUUUUGGAAGAGAAUCGCGAUUAUCGGCAUUUGGCACAGGUGCACAGUCGAUUGAGUGAUGCUCUUGCGCGAAUUGAACCAACAGUACCACUGAUUGAAGAUAUUGCUGAUGCCUGGUACUCUCCGUUACCAAGUGCAGACAAACGUUGUUUUGGUACAUAUUUUCGAGUUGGUUUCUAUGGCAGUCGUUUUGCUGAUUUGGAUGGUGUAGAAUUUAUUUACAAAGAACCAGCAAUUACGAAAUUAUCGGAAAUAAGCCAUCGCUUAGAUAGCUUUUACACCGAUCGUUUUGGAAAAGGAGUUGUGGAAGUUAUCAAAGACUCCAAUGUUCCCUACUUGGAAAAUUGGGAACGACGCCGUCGUCCAACACAUUUUGAAAGAAAUCAUAAAUUAUAUCGUUUUGCUUACGCAACUCCUUUUACAAAAGACGGACGAGCGCAUGGCGAUUUAAAGGACCAGUACAAACGAAGAACUACUGUUUUGACGCCAAUCGAAGUUGCAAUCGAAGAUAUACAAAAGAAAACCCGGGAGCUGGCUGCUGCUACAGCACAGGAUCCACCAGAUGCAAAAAUGUUGCAGAUGGUGCUACAAGGUUGCAUCGGUACCACCGUCAAUCAGGGUCCUAUAGAGGUUGCAAACGUAUUUUUAACGAAUGUAAUCCUGGAUGAACAGGGCAAACCAGUAGAUAGACUGCAAAACAAACUUCGUCUCUGUUUCAAAGAUUUCUCGAAGAAAUGUGCUGAUGCUUUGCACAAGAACAAACAACUGAUCCAAGCCGACCAACAAGCCUAUCAGGUUCGAUUUAUAUUUUUGAUAAAAGACAAAAGUGACUUUUUAGCUGGUCUUUUGCAAACUUUUGGGAUUAGUAAUACAGCUAACCGCAUAUUUGAUGAAGAGUGAGA